UGGCGAGAUGAAAGGGGAUUGACAUUGGUCGUUGCCGGUGUUCAUCAUCUUCUUCUUCUUCCAUUCUUAUUUCUUCUUUUUCCUUUGUCUAUUUCUCUUUCCAUUGUUGCACUUCGAAAUAGACAAUGAUGAUGGCGAAAGAGAAAGAAGGAGAAGUGGCAGAGGAGGAGGAGGAAGAAGAAGGAGGAGGAGGAGGAAGAGGGAGAAGAAGAAGAAGGAGGAGGAGGAGGAGGAGGACGAGGAGGAGAAGGAGGGAGGAGGAGGAGAAGAAGAAGGAGGGAGGAGGAGGAAAGGGGAUUGACAUUGGUCGUUGCCGGUACAAUGAUGAUGGCGAAAGAGAAAGACGGAGAAGUGGCAGAGGAGGAGGAGGAAGAAGAAGAAGGAGGAGGAGGAAGAGGGAGAAGAAGAAGAAGCAGGAGGAGGAGGAGGAGGAGGAGGAGGAGGAGGAGAAGGAGGAGGAGAAGAAGAAAGAGGGAGGAGGAGGAGAAGAAGAGGAAGAAGAAGAAGAAGAAGAAGAAGAAGAAGAAGAAGAAGAAGAAGAAGAAGAGGAGGAGAAGGAGGACGAGGAGGAAGAAGAAGAAGAAGAAGAGGAAGAAGAAGAAGAAGAAGAAGAAGAAGAAGAAGAAGAAGAAGAAGAAGAAGAGGAGGACGAGGAGGACGAGGAAGAAGAAGAAGAAGAAGAAGAAGAAGAAGAAGAAGAAGAAGAAGAAGAGGAAGAAGAGGAGGAAGAGGAGGAAGAGGAGGAGGAAGAAGAAGAAGACGAAGAAGACGAAGAAGAAGAAGAAGAAGAAGAAGAAGAAGAAGAAGAAGAAGAAGAAGAAAAAGAAGAAGAAGAAGAAGAAGAAGAAGAAGAAGAAGAAGGGGCUAGCUCAGUUGGUUGGGCACGGCCCCUUGCUGUUGGGGCACCCAUUUGGGGUCUGAUUCAUAAAGGCCCUUUUAUCUCAGCAAAUCAUAUCUCAUAUCAUCUUGUCUCGUCUCCUCUCCAUCUCAUCUUACUCCUCCAUUCCAUCCUACUCCAUCUCAUCUUACUCAUCUCGGUCUCGUCUCGUCUCGUCUCGUCUCGCACUCCUCCAUACUCCUCCAUCUCAUNACUCCUCCAUUCCAUCCUACUCCAUCUCAUCUUACUCAUCUCGGUCUCGUCUCGUCUCGUCUCGUCUCGCACUCCUCCAUACUCCUCCAUCUCAUCUUACUCCUUGAUACUCCUCCAUCUCAUCUCUCAUCCAAUCAUACUCAUCUCAUCUCAUCUCAGCAAAUCAUAUCUCAUAUCAUCUUGUCUCGUCUCCUCUCCAUCUCAUCUUACUCCUCCAUUCCAUCUUACUCCAUCUCAUCUUACUCGUCUCGUCUCGUCUCGUCUCGUCUCGCCUCGUCUUGUCUCGUCUCGUCUCGUCUCAUCUCGUCUCGUCUCGUCUCGUCUCAUCUCCUCUAUCUCGUCUCGUCUCGUCUCGUCCCGUCUCGUCUCGUUGUCUCGUCUCAUAUCCUCUGUCUCGUCUCGUCUCGUCUCGUCUCGUCUCGUAUCGUCUAUCUCAUCUCAUCUCCUCUGUCUCGUCUUGUCUCAUCUCGUCUCUUAUUAUAGUGUUGUAGAUGUAGAUGACUUCAAACUCGACCUUUUGAAAGGUGAGUACAACAAGGUGGUUGACGCACUCUCACGAAGGGCAGACUAUCUGGGCGUGCUAGUAAUGAAGUUUGGCAUUUCAGACGAGGUGUCUCGAUCCAUGGUGGAAGCCUAUGAAGAGGACCCCAUCAUGUACGAGAUAAUGCACAAACUUGACGCCAAGGAUAAGGCCACAUCCGAUGAGUUUGUGCCGGUCGAUGGCUUGCUGUUCCUGGAGAAGGCAGGGAAUCACCCUGAGUCCAAUGGCUUGGCAGAGCAGAUGAACAGGGUAGUGCAACAUUUACUCUGGCAUUAUAUCAGGCCGAGUCAGGAUGACUGGGAUGAGAAGUUACCUCUCAUCGCCAGCCGAUAUAACAAUGUUGUACAUAGCACUAGCAGCAUGACACCCAACCAGCCGCAUCUUAGUUGGAAGCCCAGAUCUGCUCUUGACUUUCUGUUGACUGAGAACCAGCCCACUGCAGCGCCGGGCAGCAUCGAAUUCGCUGUCAAAUAUGAACAGCUGCUGCAGCCGGCUGUUGAGCACAUAAAGAAAACUCGGGAUGCCAUGGUUGCAUCUUGAGAAUAGGCACAGACGGCCAUCCGCGUUUCAAGUAGGAGAAAGAGUCUGGGUUAAGUCAUCUGAGCUGGGACAGGAACUGGGAAUAUUAAGGAAAUUGAUGCCAUAGUACUUCAGUCUGUGGGAAGUUCUGGACGUAGUUGGGGAUCAAUCAGGCGGGCCCUCAUAUGUCAUUCGUAUCCCUGGUCACCUACGCACACACCCUGUUUUCCAUGCCUCCAAACUAGCUCCUUUUGCUGAGACCAACAGAUUUCCCUCAAGGAGAUCUAUGCUGCCCCCAACCAUGGAUGGACACGUGGACAUAGACGAUAUCGUUGAGCACAAGCUGAUGCCUUUGCCCAAGCCUCCAGGUAGGGGACGCCCUCCAAAACUGCAGAUGCAGUACAGAGUGCGGUUCAGGCACCACAUUGAUCCUAAAGAAGACCGAUGGUUCACAAGAGAGGAACUAAUGAAGACUGCUCCGCAGG
Messenger RNA from Chara braunii, 2635 nucleotides. The record is from the annotation of a GenBank genome assembly. NCBI's taxonomy places the organism in Eukaryota, Viridiplantae, Streptophyta, Charophyceae, Charales, Characeae.